Messenger RNA from Musa acuminata AAA Group (dessert banana), 561 nucleotides. RefSeq names its product wall-associated receptor kinase 2-like. Gene Ontology annotation, molecular function: polysaccharide binding. The transcript has a single exon. The record is from RefSeq and is a predicted model, not a curated record. NCBI's taxonomy places the organism in Eukaryota, Viridiplantae, Streptophyta, Magnoliopsida, Zingiberales, Musaceae. The coding region runs from base 1 to 561 and encodes 186 amino acids.
AUGAGAAGACCAAGAGAAGCAGUUCUUCGGAUGCUGCUGACACUUGCAGCAGCAGCAACGAAUGCAGAAACCUCAAACUGCUCGGACAAGUGCGGCCAAGUGCUUGUCCAGUAUCCCUUCGGCAUCGAGCCAGGUUGCUACAGAGAUGGAUUCGCCAUCACAUGCGACCGCUCGGAUGGCAACUCCCCCAUAGCUUUCCUCGGCACGAGCGACAUCGAGGUGACCGAGAUCUCGCUGCUGCACGGCCAGUCUCGCGUGAAGGCUCAAGUAAGUUGGGAGUGCUACAACGAGACCGCCGUGGAGAGCACCAACUCCAACUUACCAUCCAAAAGCUUCGAUGUCAAUGGAAUAUACAAGAUCUCCGACGGCAGCAAUAAGUUCACUCUUAUCGGCUGCAACUCAAUGGCAUAUCUACGAAGCCAGCAGACGGCCGACGGCCCCUAUCCCUAUGUCUACUAUACUGGCUGCUUAUCGUACUGUGAAGAUACAAGCAAAGUCAUCAAUGGGGUUUGCAAUGGCAUAGGAUGCUGCCAAACCAGCAUCCCGUCAAGGCCUCAGUGA